Messenger RNA from Rhagoletis zephyria (snowberry fruit fly), 1186 nucleotides. Its product is annotated as pyridoxal-dependent decarboxylase domain-containing protein 1-like. Gene Ontology annotation, cellular component: intracellular membrane-bounded organelle. The record is from RefSeq and is a predicted model, not a curated record. Lineage: Eukaryota; Metazoa; Arthropoda; Insecta; Diptera; Tephritidae. Gene Ontology annotation, molecular function: pyridoxal phosphate binding; carbon-carbon lyase activity. Gene Ontology annotation, biological process: carboxylic acid metabolic process.
AAUGUCGGGCGCCGAUGACGAGAUGAAGGAGCCACGCGUUGCAGAAAUUGCCGCAUCCAGCAUACGCUCCGGUUUGGCUGAGCUAGAAUUGAAGUCAGCGCAUGUUUUACGUGGUCUGGAAAAUGUCAAAACUGCGCCAGUUGCUGAGACACCCGAAACUCCGCCGGAAGCUGCGGCAGACGCCGUUGACGGUGGUCGGCCUAACAUAGAAAACGGGCCUGACUCGCCGCUACUUACGCCAGCAACGCCAAAGCACACAACACUACUAUAUGGUGACUGCAAGCCACCAGCUGAUAUACUUAAGUCCCUCGAAACACUCAUCGCAUACUCUGACUCCGAUGAUGAUCCAGAAUUUCCACUCCCCGGCCUGGAUGAUGUGGCACAAUUGGCGCUAAUUUCGCACAGCAUUGUCGCCUAUCUAACGCACUUGGAUCGCCAGCACUUGGUACGUGUGUCGAGCAGCAUUGCCGGCGACACCACACGCUGGCUGGGCGCACUCUUUCGCUUCCUCGAUCCGGGUAGUAGCUUUCACACAGACAAUGCAGACGCCAUAUUACGCACUGUGCGUUUAGCGAUAGUGGCGCGUUGUCCAGGCUACCUCGAGGGUGGUAUACCAGCUUUGGCGCAUCCAUGCUUCUACAUCUCGGAGAAUACAACACCACUGCGUCUGCAAUAUGCUUGCCGUCAGCUUGGCAUACCAUUGGAUGCGAUACGCCUAAUACCGGCCAAUAGCACUUUCGGUACAAUGGAUUUGUCAUUGCUGCUGAAGCAGGUGCAGGCGGAUUUAAGCGCUAAUCGUACACCGCUGCUGGUAGUAGCAGAUGUGGGUGCCUCAAUAUGCGGUUACGUGGAUAACUUGCAGCGCAUGAACGACAUUUGUCGGACGCACAACAUUUGGUUACAUGCCACUGGACAUGGUUUGGCGGCGCUGGCGUGCGCUCAGGGACCAAAUACGAUCAGCGGUAUUGUUGACUCUAUCGUUUUGAAUUUGGGCAGUUGGUUAGGCGUACCUAGCCUACCCAUAGUGCUCCUUCAUCGCCAAUUGCAAAACUCUGCAUUAGCCGCCUUCGAAUCGGAUCCAAUUAUUUCGCGCCGCCUCCAUUCGCUUUCGCUGUGGACCAGUUUGCAGGCUUUGGGACGCGAUGCGAUAGCCGAACGUAUACAUGUAGCAUUCCAAACUUGUAGU